Messenger RNA from Prorocentrum cordatum, 2730 nucleotides. NCBI's taxonomy places the organism in Eukaryota, Dinophyceae, Prorocentrales, Prorocentraceae. The record is from the annotation of a GenBank genome assembly.
AUGAGCAGUGCCCUCUUCAUGCUGACCUUGGCUGUGAGUGUCGAGACAGCGCGGGGCCUGGGGGCUGGGUACGUCGUCGCCGAGGAGAACUGGUACUCCUGCUCGAAGUAUGGCGCCGUCCAGAUCGGCACCUCGAUCGGCUGCCAGGAAGCAGCGGAGAUGCUCGGCAUGGUGAUGGGCCCCACAGACUACCAAGCCGAUCAGCCGCAGGGCUGCUAUACGAUUGGGGACCAGCCUGGCGCUGGCGCGGAAGUCUGGUUCAACACCCACCCUGUGGGCCAAAUGACGUCGGGCAGCAGGGCCAUUUGCGAGCUCGAGUGCGCCGCAGGCUACUACGGCCUUGACGCGGGCAUUCCUAGCUCGUCCUAUUCCGAGUCGACGGGGGGCUGCGUGCAAUGCAACGGCGGCGAGACUAGGAGACGGCGCUCGGUGUCGUGCCAGGGAUGCCCUGUCGGGUACACCGACGCUGGCGACGCCGAUGCGUGCGUCCUCGAAGGUACUGCCACGCCGUCCCCUCCGACGCCAUCACCCACACCUGUGCCCACCAUUCCGCCCACGGUCUGCGUCGACUCGCCUGCCGGCUGGGCAGACAGCUCUGGGCAGGGCUGCCAGGUGUACCAGACGUCCUCGUGGUGCACGGCCUCUGGCGACUACGGACCGUCGUGGGAACCGCAGUGGGGGCCGUUCGACCUUUACGCGACUGGAGGUGUGUCUGCGGAUGCGGCCUGUUGCACGUGCGGCGGCGGCGACGCGCAGACAUCGUCGCCCUCGCCCUCGCCGACGCCCGCGCCGACGCCCAUGCCGCCUGGGGCCACGGCAGCGCCGACGCCCGCGCCGACGCCCUCGCCGACAACGGCGCCGACGCCUGGGCCUACGCCCUCGCCGACGCCCGCGCCGACGCCCCUGCCGCCCGGUGCCACGGCGGCUCCGACGCUGGCGCCCACGCCCUCGCCGUCAGCGCCGCCGACGCCCGGCCCUACGCUCGUGCCAACAGCGGCGCCGACGCCCCUGCCGCCCGGGGCCACGGCGGCGCCAUCGCCGGCGCCUACGCCCUCGCCGACAGCGGCGCUGACGCCCUGGUCUCCUGGGGCCACACCGGUUCCGACGCCAGCGCCGACGCCCCCGCCGACGGCACCCGUGCCAUUGGAGGUUACGGCGACGCCAGCGCCCACGGGUCUGCCGCCAGAAGAGCUAGGCCCCGCUGCUGGGGGCCUGGCGCUGUGUCCGCUCGGUGAAGACGCCCAGAUCGGCUGUGGCGAGCAGCUGGGCGCACUGGCCGCUGCCUGCACGCUGCUCCUGUGCUGCCUCUGCUGCGCUGCUGGCGCGGCGCUGCGCUUGUGUGGCCGAGGCGGCUGGCUGCCCCCAGAUACUAACGACAAGCACCGGACUGGCUGGCGCAAGUGGUGCCGCUGCCCGUACCGGGCUCUGAAGGUGCUGUUCCCACCGCGGGACCAAGGCAGCGUGCGCCUGCAGGGCUUGCGCACCAGGUACCGCGUGGAAAGGAGGACGCCGGCGAACGCCAGCGGGGAGACGCCCCAGAAGGUCCGCAUCGUGUGGGAUGCCGCGGAGCAGCAUCUCGAAAGGCUUGCGGCGCAAAGGGUCGCUGAGGACGCCGAGGAGGGCCAUCACUCCCCGAAGGUGUCGGACGCCAGCUGGAUCGCAAGCCCGCCAACGUUGCUGAGUUGCACCUCUUCGCGGCGCAGGCCUCAGAGCGACGCCGUGGAGGGCAAGGGAGUGGCUGCGAAGGCUCCCGUGCGCACAGCCUACCGUGACGGGGCCACCGUGGAAUAUUUCUCCAUGCGGAACCAGCAGUGGGUCGUAGGCAGAGUGCACGUGGCGCCGUGCGGGGACGGCGUGAGGUACGACGUGCACUUGCCACGCAGCGGACAGCGCCGCCUCGGCGUGGCCCUCGACCUGCUGCGGCUGCCACUGCGCGCAGGGGAAGCCGUGGAGUGUGGCCCGCUGACGCCCAUGGUCAACGGCCUGAUCGCAAUCGGAGAGGAGCCAGAGUGGCAGAGGGGGGCGGUCACGAAGCCCGAGGUCUCGCGCGCCGCCGUGACCGAUUACGUGGUGCUGCUCGAGGGCGGGCGUGGCUCCGCGACCGCACCGUCCCACCAGGUGCGUCGCUACUUCCGGCCGGGCUCGAGAGUGGAGAUCUACCGCGGCACAGAGCAGGGCUGGCUGAGCGGAGAGGUCGCGCACGGGGUCGGCUUCCAGGAAUACAGGAGGGCUGAGGCGGCGGCGGCCGUCGCCCGUGCAGACACGGAGGCGCCGGUGACUGCUGUUGCCAGCUCGCCCUCCCGGCGCGCCCUGUCACAGCCCGGCUCGCCUACGACUCCAGCGCGGCCGCAGCCGUCGGCGGACGUGGACGCGCGCGCCACGGACGGCAGCGGGGCGGCCUGGCCCGCUCCCGACCCCGUGGGCCAGCGCUUCUCGCAGGGAGCCGCGGCGCGACUGCAGCUGCCCGCGCAGGUGGGCAGGCGCGCCACUACUGGCAGCGGGGAAGCGCGGCACGCGUCGGACCUCGUGGGCCAGCGCUUGUCGCACGGAGCUGCGGCCCUCGACGCGGUGCGGAGCGUGCCCUCCAACGCGUCCGUCUUCGACGCUUCCGCCGAGGCCCCGCCCUGGGCGCUGCUGCCGAUCUGUGUCGCGGACCUGGACGGUGGAGGAGGCGGCGGCGGCGGCGUCGAGUGGUUCCCCGCUUUCCUCGUGCGGAUGGCGCAGCAGUAG